This is a messenger RNA of Phascolarctos cinereus (koala), 1059 nucleotides long. RefSeq names its product yippee like 1 (gene YPEL1). The record is from RefSeq and is a predicted model, not a curated record. Lineage: Eukaryota; Metazoa; Chordata; Mammalia; Diprotodontia; Phascolarctidae.
CGGGCGGCCCCUGUAUGGACACAGCGGAGCCUCGGCGGGUCUUCCUCCUCCUGCCGCCGCCGCCGAGGGUGGGGGCGUCGCUCGAGCCCGCCCCGGGCCCCCGCCGCUGCCGCCCCCUCGGGGAGCUCGCCGGGCCGCUGCGGUGGUGACGGUUUCUCCAGUGCUGUCGCGUGUGGAAGGGGCGCCACGCCCUCCCCGGCCACCACGGCUUCGGCCUGCCUGUUCCAGCGCUUCUUUUGUCAGCAAGCCCGGCAGAGCCGUCCCUCGGCGCCCCCGGCAGAGGAGAUGGCGAAGAUGACAAAGGCCAAAGCUUUCCAGGCUUACCUGCCUCGCUGUCACCGAACUUACAGCUGCAUUCACUGCAGAGCCCAUCUAGCCAGCCAUGACGAGCUGAUCUCUAAGUCUUUUCAGGGAAGCCAGGGACGAGCCUACCUCUUUAAUUCUGUGGUAAAUGUGGGCUGUGGCCCAGCAGAGGAGAGGGUCCUUCUCACUGGCUUACACGCUGUAGCAGAUAUCUACUGUGAAAACUGUAAAACCACUCUGGGUUGGAAAUACGAACAUGCCUUUGAGAGCAGUCAGAAGUACAAGGAGGGAAAGUUCAUCAUCGAGUUAGCUCACAUGAUCAAGGACAAUGGUUGGGAGUGAGUGGAGGGCAGGCAUCAGGACCCUGCCGGCCUCGGCCUCGGCCAGGCAGACAAGCCCAGCUGGAAGGACCUCUGAUGGGCCCAGGCUUGCCAUAGAAAAAGGUGGCCCGACAGUUGUCACUUGGGGUUUCCAAUAGACUUGUUCAAACCUCUCUGGGGAUUCCCUUUCCUGGUCACUUCCUACUGUGACCUUGUGCUGUUCAAGCUUGUCCCUAAGACACCCCUGGCCUAGACUAGCAGAAAGUGGCUGAGAGUCUCUGGGAUGGGCACAGGGAUGGAUAGAGACUCCAAGCCCCCAGUGAAGGGCAGUGAAGGUGCCCAGGACGGCCACUGGCACCAGGCCCCAGAGAGGCCGCCAACCCUCAUCACCUCCUUCCAAAUGGAUGCCACCUACUCUUCAUUUUCUUUUUUUGUA